UGUCCUGUCAUAAAAAAAAACUUGAUAAUAUUAAUUACACAUUGUUGAGAGAAGCCAUGGCUAAGGAGCUUGUCUCUCUCCAUUUUCUCCCACCUCAAUUUCACACUCCUAUCAGCCUCCGCCCUAAACCACCGCAAAACCCAAUCUUCCCCCGCCGCCGCAACAGAACUUCCAGCAACGACGAAGCAGUCCCAUCCAACGAAGUCAAAACCAUCGCCAAGUUCAAAUCCCGACACAACUACAUAAGAGUCAUAGAAGUCUCCCGGAGAAGCGACCACCCGCUCGCCGGCUCUCGCCUCCUCCUCCUCGACACUCCCGGUAACAUCCACAGCAUCUCCUUCCUCCUCAAAACCUUAACCGAUAGUUACUUCGACGUUUUCGCUACCCUCCCUCCGAUUAUCCCUCCAGGACCCAUCGGCGUUCUCGGGUUCGGAGCCGGGUCAACCGCCCGGUUGAUCCUCGAGCUUUACCCACCCGAAUACACUAUCCACGGAUGGGAGAUCGACCCUUCUGUGAUCGACGUAGGUAGAGAGUUCUUUAGCCUCUCUAAGCUCGAGAGAGACCAUAAAGAUAGGAUCUUUAUCAACAUCGGAGACGCCUUGGACGCUAGCGUCAGAACCGGGUUCUCGGGUAUUUUAGUGGAUUUGUUUAGUGAAGGGAGCGUGAUCAAAGAGCUUCAAGAUCCAAAUGUGUGGAGGGGAUUGAAGGGUAGGUUGAGGAAGAGAGGGAGGAUCAUGGUGAACGUUGGAGGAAGGUGUGUGGAAGCUGAGGAUUCAGAGAGAGAUGGAGAUUUGGUUAUGGUGGAAACGUUGAAAGCGAUGAGUCAAGUGUUCGGUGAUAAGCUCUUUGUGUUAACGCUUGGGAAUGGAGAUGAUAGCUCGGUGGCGUUAACCGGUGAGUUACCGGAUCUUGAUGCGUGGAAGAAGAGUCUCCCGGUUCGUGAGCUGCGAAGCUAUGUUGAUAUGUGGAAGCCUUUUACAGAGUUCACCUUGAGCUAAUCAGUUUUUGUGAUGGAUCAUUACCAAGUUAAGAACUUGAGUGGCUGAUACAGAACUUGUUCUGCCUCAAGAGAUAGUUAUGAGUUUAUGAUGUACAAACUUUUGGCUCAUUCAUUGUGUUGUCAUUGUUGAAUCUUGAGGAUUACUACUCACUACUGUUGUGUAUGAUCCAAAUCUGUGGCUGAUACAGAACUUGUUCUUUAGUGCUUUCA
This is a messenger RNA of Brassica rapa (field mustard), 1210 nucleotides long. RefSeq lists its product as uncharacterized. The record is from RefSeq and is a predicted model, not a curated record. Lineage: Eukaryota; Viridiplantae; Streptophyta; Magnoliopsida; Brassicales; Brassicaceae.